AUGCUUUACCGUUUAAUCUCUGCACUCCUUUUCAUAUCUUCCAUUCUUUCAUCGCAUAUCGUUAAUGGCGCCCCUCUCUCCCCACUCGCCGCAAACGACUCUUCAGUCCUACAACUGUCAAGUUCUGGCAUCAAUUACGAGUUUAUCAAAGUCCAGAUUCUCGCCCCUGCUAAUGAAAGACACAAGAUGUCGGCGUCAGCACUAACAGUAUCAGCCACCCAUGCCUCCGGUUCUGUCGUGAAAAUAGUGCAUAACAUCUUUCGGGGUGGCCGUAUCACAAUCAACUUUCGAAUCUACAUUCGAGUCCCAAUCCUCAUCUCUGUCUUCAUCGUACUCUGUUUAGGGGUCAUGGCAUUCGUAUCAGAAUUCGAAGACGACGACGAAGAGACAGAGGAUAGUGCCUGCUCUACUACUUCGGACGGCGAGAAGAAAGCUCUCAUAGAUCCGCCUCUUCAGUAG
Messenger RNA from Lentinula edodes (shiitake mushroom), 459 nucleotides. RefSeq lists its product as uncharacterized. NCBI's taxonomy places the organism in Eukaryota, Fungi, Basidiomycota, Agaricomycetes, Agaricales, Omphalotaceae. The record is from RefSeq and is a predicted model, not a curated record. The transcript has 2 exons. Bases 1 to 459 code for a protein of 152 amino acids.